Molecule: messenger RNA, 14595 nt
Organism: Plasmodium inui San Antonio 1
Lineage: Eukaryota; Apicomplexa; Aconoidasida; Haemosporida; Plasmodiidae
Exons: 2
Coding region: 1-14595 (4864 amino acids)
Biological process (GO): metaphase/anaphase transition of mitotic cell cycle; protein K11-linked ubiquitination; anaphase-promoting complex-dependent catabolic process
Cellular component (GO): anaphase-promoting complex
Molecular function (GO): molecular adaptor activity
Source: RefSeq, a predicted model, not a curated record
AUGGUGUACGCUAUUAUUAUAAAAAAUGGCGAGUCAAAGAAGAAAGUUAGUAAAAGCAAACAACCCAUUUUGCGAGAAAAAAAAAAAAUCGAAAAAAAGAAAAGUACCAGUCUAUGCAAAAAAGGGGCCGCGAACUCCAGUUACUGUUACAAGAACAAUCAGUAUUCUAUAUUAAACUAUUUUGACGUAAAAAAAAAAGAAAAAAAAAAAGACGAACCGGAUAAAGAAGAAAGUACACCCAAUAAAGAUGUAGACACGUAUAUAGACAAUUUUUAUAGCAUCGAAGAAUGCAAAAACUACUCGAAACAGAACGGACACAUUUUGACGUACAUAAAAUGGAUAUGUGAACAGAAAAAAAACGAAAAAGGAAAUAUAAAGGAGCACAUUUUAAAAUUACUAAUAUUGCUAAAAAAGGAAGAUAUCUAUUUGAAAAGGUACUUCCGGAAGGUGUACAAUUUUGAACAAAAAAGGAAACAAAAAGGAGAUACAAGCAGAAAAACCCAUUGUGAAGAAAAAAUUUACGUUAAUAAUAUUUACAAUAGGAACCUUAAAAGGACCAAAUUUUAUUCCAGCAUAGUGAAUGGUGCUUUAUAUGAAUACAAGCUGACCUACUGCAAGGAAAACAGCUUAAUGACAUUUCACCAUUACGAUGGGAUUAGGGAAUCAUUUAAGGUUUCCAGCGGUACCUUUUUUUACCUCAUAUCAGAUGACAAGAGUGUGUUUCGGCCUAGUGCCCUUAACAAUAAGGGGUCAGAUGAGCAGGACAACCUACUUCCCCAGAAGAACAACUACGUCUACACGUUUGAGCAAAACUGCGAAAAUAAGAUAAGCGUCCAAAUAAUAGACGUUUUAAGCAAAACAAGGAAGAUAGAAUUCUCCCUCGGGUAUACCGCCCUCCGAGUAUUUUACUACAAUGACCAUUUGUUUUUUGUAAAUUUGUUAAACUGUAGCAACGGACGGAAGUACUUCACGUACUCCAUCUACAAGAACAACGUGAAGGAAAAAAUUCGAGUGCUAUACUUGUCCGCGGUUCACCCGUUCUACUCCAACACAGUCGUAGGCGAGAAUGACUAUCUCUUUUUCCGCAAGUGCAAAUAUUUUUACCCUGAGGAGAGGGUCUUUAUGUGGACUGACCCAUUGUGGCAGGGUUCGUCGCGCGCGUCCACGGUAGUAUUCCCAUCCGAUUCCUCCACUUCUUCCACUCCAUCCACUUCUGCCACUUCAUCCGAUGGCUGCUCCUCGGUUCGAGAACAGCCCAGCGAAACGCGGCUGAACCAAAUCCCUAACAUAAACAUCAUACACAUCAACUCCAACGUGAACAUCUGCAUCGCGUUCGAAGAGAACACGGAGACGUACUUCUUCUUUUACAUACUCUACACUGUGGUAAAGUACAACAAAAAAUAUCUGAAGGAUUAUUUGAAAGGGGAGAAAAUGGACAAGUUUCUGCCUUUCCAGCACUUCCUUAGCAUCGAAAAAAAGCAGUUCUACUACAAAAAACAAACAUUCAGAAACAUCAAUUUUAACACAGAAGCUUACAAACCACAACUUGUGAUCACCACCGGAGGAAAUAAAAGCAUCCAAAGUAGAAUUAAAUUGUGUGUCUAUGAUAAUGCCAACAAUUUGCUAUUUCUUAUCCCAAUAUAUCACAAAUAUGUGAAGGAUAAGAUUAAGGUUGUCCCGAAUGUUUUAAAUUUCACCACGGUUAACAUGACAAGGGAGUUUUCCACCCUUAAGUAUUACCCCUACAACAUGUGUGCCUUCCUCAACAACCAAAUGAACAUCACCCAUUUGGAGUGCACCCCCAGGGAACGAAAUUACGAGAACACGAUUGUUAACAUUUCUACUGGAGAAAACAGGAUCCACUAUUUUAAAAAGCUGCUAAAGCAAAAGAGGGACAUACUAAAGUGUAGAGAUGGCGUGAUAGAGAAAAAGGAUCCAAAAAGGAACACACAGUUAAAUGGACUCAUCCUAGAUGUUAACAAAGUGAACCACUUCAUUAUCAUCCUGAACAAAGACGGAAUGCUCUACCUACUCUCCGACGAUGUCUACCUCUCCAGCAUAUACCUGUACAACAGCACAGCGCAGGUAUAUAACUUACACAACUCAGAUCUCUGUCAUGUCAGUGUUGACACGGUCGACUAUGACAACAACAAGAAAAAGCUCCGCUUGAAAUCCUACAGAGUCCACAUCGACAUACUUCCGAAUAACCCCACCCUCCGAUUUGUCCUGUCCUUUUUCUACAACUAUAUAUGCAAAAAGAUUGCAACUCAGUUUUUUACCCUCUGCGUUUAUGAGUGCAGGAGGGGGCAGCAGAACAAGGGCAUUUUUCACUUUCUCAACAUUGAUAUAUACUUUUUGGGUUACCACGACUUGGGGUGCUCUCACCGGGGGGGGCCUUCCCCAAGCAGCGUCAAGGCAGAACAGGAAAACGAGAAAAGCGCAAACGGGUUAAGCGAUCACGGGUUGAGCGAACACGGGCGAAGUGUAAACGUGUGCAGUGCCCAUUUUCGGAGCGGACAUACCCAGACACAGAAAUGCCCCCCACACCCCAAUCAACAGAUUGGCGCCUCCCUAAUUGCGAAGAACACCUGGGUAAGGAACCAAACAGAGAAGUACGAAAUGUUCAACAGAAACUUCUUCCAAGUGGAGAAUCUGCCCCACAUAGAGUUCAGCCGAUUUGUGUACCUCUUCAUGCUUAUCUGCGUAGAUGACUUAAAAAUGUACAGAAGAAUGGAAAAAUAUUUGUACUUUAAAAAAGGGAAGAACCUCAUACACACAGAGUACAUCGAAUCGAAAUUUAACUGCUUCAGGUUUGGACAAGCGGAGGAAAGUUCAAACAGUGAAGAGGACCAUGGAUCUUCUUCUCAUGGAUCUUCUAAUCCCUGUGACAGUGACGGUAAUGUGGAGAAGAUCACACAUGUAAGGUUCCUCCCGCGUGGUGACAAAAUGGAUAAAGACGUGGAGCACCUCCCCCCUAACAGCGCCUCCAACAGUUACUACACCGUGAUUAACAAUUUUAUUAUCUACCUACACGACAAGUACAAGCAUAUUUACCGCAACAAGUAUCUAUUAUUAGCCUAUCUACACUCCUAUUGUGACGAAAUCAGCAUGAGCGAGUUGGUGGAACAAGAAAUCAAAGACGAUAUCGUAUUUUUAAUUCUUGUCCUGUCAUACACGCUGAAACUGUACAAUUUUAUGUUUCACUACUUCAACAAGGUCAAUUCAUGGAGGAAAAGAGCUUUUCUCCCCUUUUAUCAGCAUGUAUGUAGAAGAUACUACAAGGAAGAAUUGCUAAAACGGUGCACAUAUGAUGUAACACAUCAGGGGUUCCCCCUAUCCCUGGGCAAAAGCGAUAGAUCUUCUCUCAAAAUGGAGAAAAGGGGGGACUCCAUUUGUGGAAAGACACACCGAAUCCAUUCCCCCUUUAGUAAAAACAGAGUGAUAAAGUUACGACAAAGCGACCAAUUUGAAAAGUACACAUUUUUAAACAACUAUUUAAAGGGAAAAUUCACCAGACUGAGUAGGAUACCAAAUACAUUGGAACUCCUCAGCCAAAUUUCCAAUUGCUGCCAUGCGGAGGAGGGGCAUAGCCACUUGAACCAUUUUUUGAAUGCUACCUUUUUUCUUCAACAUAAUGAGAGCCACACAAAGAAGCUGAAGCUCAAAUAUGAAUAUUACUUGAGGGAGGUGGAGCAACUUUUCAGUAUAAUCAUGCGGAAGGAAGACAGGAGAAGGAGAAGAAGAAGGAGGAAAAGAAAGAAGAAGAAUAUUAAGGAAAGGAAGUAUAGUCAAAGUAGAAUGACCUGUAUAGCCACGAGCGAGAGUCACGUAACAGACUGCUAUGCGAACUUCCAGUCCUUCAAAUCGUUCAUCCUUCUUGACAAUAAAAUAAAAUUCCUGUACUACUUCUCCCCCCUGUAUUUUCCGCUAAAGAAUUUGCUAAUUGCCUCCCAUUUGAGUCUACUCUAUGGACAAAAUUUGAAAAGAAAAAUAAUCAAGGAUAACUUUCUCAGGAAUGUUGUUAAAAACGAGUUGGACGUCAUUUAUGUGCCCUCCUUCCCCCUAAAAAAUUUUAUGGAAAGCGCAGUUGAGAAGGGGUCUCAAGGACGAAGAAACAGCUGUGUAAAUAAUUCUCCCCUUGGUGAAGUCACGAAAGGGGACGCUACAUACGGAAGGCAGUCCACACACAGGACGCAAGCUAAUCGUCGUAAAAGAAGAGUCAUUCCAUCUAAAGAGGGCAAAAACAUACCUCAUAAUGGAAAUUCCUUUGAGAGAUCUCACAACAGUAGUGGCAUGUCCAGCUGUUCGUUCUCACAACACGCGAAGGAGAAGCAGCAAAGCAGUGACCACCUCUACUUUUACCAAAAGAAAAUUCAGUUCCACACGUCCAACAUAAAACACUUCGAUUCAUUAAACAUAGACGACAUGAAUCUUGUUAACAUACUACUCAAGUGUGUCUUUUACGAAAAUUUAUAUUCCCUGAACAGGUACUCCUAUUUGUUGUAUAUCCACCUGCACAGUUCCAACAGUGCUAACCAUCUAUUUCGCAGUGGUUUGGGGGGAAGACAUGGCCUCAGAGAUGCGCUAAGGUGGGAGAGACACAAGGAAAGAGACGAAAGGGAGGAAUCACAGAAAUGCUCGAAGAGUGCACUCCUUCUACGUAAAGAUCGCCUUCCCAUUGAAAUGAUAAAACUCUUCGACUGCUACGAGACGUUCAAAUUUAAGAAUGCCAAUUUCUACAUCAGCAUAAACAGGGAGGACCUCUACUUCAACAAAUGCUUCGACUCCACAAAUACAAGAGUGAAGAAAAAUUUUUAUCAAGUUUUAGACAUUUUGAAUAGGAGUUUCCAAAGCGCUGUUCUUAUCGAUGGUCCUUUACAUAACUAUGGCAAGCACGCAUGCGGUAAGGAGAAACACGACUCGCGCAGUGAGGAAAAACGGAAGAGGGCACAGAGAGAGGACCAAGCGAACAACAGCUACGAUAAAAGGAACCUAAUUGUCCAGAAGAGCUACCUAAGCGAGUACAAAAUAUUGAAAGACUGCUGCUUUUUCUUCGAUACAUUUAAAAUGGAUCGAAAUAUCUCUUCGUGUUAUUUUCCACACAACAAAGAUCCCGUGCUCGUGUACCUGAAUAAUUUCCACAACUAUUACUUCUCCAAAUAUUACAAGAAACGAAAGAUACAGCUGUUGAAAGAUAAGGAGGACGACGUCGAAGAGGAAGAACCGGAGGAAGGACGUGCACAAAAUAGGGAUCUAAUCGAUUUGAUAGACCUGGAAAACUCCUCAGACAGUUUAGAAAGCGCAUAUAUUCACAAACACAAGUACAACAGGAAGAAUGUAAAUCAACAGUUAAAAAAAAUCAUCAAACUGGUCAAUUUAGACAAAUUAGAAGAGAAGAAAAUACUUAUCGACACCAAAAUUAACGGAAAUAUUGACAAGGUUUUAGAUUUAAUGCACCUUUAUUAUACCCUAGAAAAAUUUUACAAAAUGAAAUAUAUCUGCAUGUUUAAUAUUAGCGAAAUUAACUUCUUCGACAUUAUCAACUCGAUUCAUUACAAGCCGGACAUCAAUUUUAACAUAAAGGAUCCCGUGGAUGGCUCCAAUCGGCGCCCCAGCGCCACCUUUUACAACUAUGCCAAUUCGUUCAAUGAAAAUGGAUUUCCUGUGAAUGGUGAGCCGAGCAACGGGGAAAAUCGCGGAGAUGUGAAUCUGACCAAUCAAGCGACCGGGAUGAAUGGGAACAACGGGGUUAGUGGACCCCACCCCGUUGCUAUCCACAGCGCCUCUAACCCUGUCGCUGAGUCCCCAAGGAACAACGCCCUCGGAAGGGGCCACCCAAAUGGAGCGCCCAACGCCAGCAUUCCCCGCAGGAACAGUAACGUCCUAAUCAGAGACAACUCCGAAAAUGACAUUCAAAAUGUCCACAUGCGCAACGCUGCUUCGUAUCACUACACACGAUUUAAUAACAACCAGAACAACAUGAACAGAAACAUUGGGAGCAACAUGCGGUUUAAUACUGACACCUUCAACGAACCAUCCGAGGUCACAAUGCUGAACAGAAGAAUACGGGAAUUUAAUAGCUACUGGCACAUGCGCACUAAUGAAUUAAGGACAAAUCAUAAUUUAAAUUACCGAAGCUUGCUUAACACUUCGAGGAGCAUGCACCGUGAAGGCAGUAACUCGGGGAACCGCUUCAGUUACAAUCAAAAUAGGACUCCGGAAAGGAACACAGGGAAUGUGAUUUCUAGAAAUUAUGAGAACCGCUUAAAUGUGCUACCUCUAAACAGUAGAGUUGGUAACUACAGGGAUGUGGGUAGAGCCAACUCGUACAAUGUAAGUCGGAAUGUGCCGACCAGCAUGGAGGAGAGCCCUCCCAUCAGUAACUUCGAGAACAGCCCCGUGCAUAGCCAGGGAAUGAAUGGCAACCCGGGGAGCAACCAGGGGAGUAACCAGAACGAGGGCGGCGGCCACGUGGGCCACAGCAAUCACAGCGGCAACAAUGACGAUUACGGCGGCCACAACGGUCAAAAUGACAGCUCCGUGCACCUUGCGAGGGAACGUUCCUUUUUUCCCUUCAGCGCCGCGCACAGCAACAACGCGAACCAUAGAGAUAAGCUGCACAAUUUGAAAUACUCUUUGAAAAAAAAAAAAAAAAAACACAUCAACAGAAUCAAACUAAACGUGAAUAGCCUGUUGAAUUCUCUGAACGUCCACAUGAAGACAGACAAAAUCGAGAAAAUCUUCAUCCUAAAUAAAAAGCUUAAAGAGUUACAGGCUUGCAAAAAUGUCUUACGCAAUUUUAACACCGUGCCUAUGAGGGAGCUAGCCAAUAAAAUAGGAGUUCCAGCAUCUACACACACGGGAGACUUCUUCGAUAACUUCCAAUUUAACAAUAGCACGUCGCAAAAUGUGCUGACACAUAGAGAGUCGCUCAGAAACAACGAAAUGGAUAAUAACCAGGCUGGUGUUCCAAAUGAAGUACAAGAUUCGACUAGCUCCUCCUCAUACCAGGAAAGUGAUUACAAUAGCGACUUUAAUAAAACUUGGGAAGUACCCGAAUGUGUGAAUUCACCGAAAACUGUCAUCUAUGUGGCAGGUGACGGAGACAAUGGGCGCCCGAAUGAGGAUCACCAACACGGUGGUGGAAGCGAUGCUCCAGGAGACGAUCCAGUUAGGCGAGCCAAGACGAACUCGAACAAGCUUUACACUGCCAGUUACAACCUCAAUGGGAAUGACUCCUCUAAUGACGAGUUUUAUUCGAGUAAUUUUUUAUACACGCCCAACAAACCUGCUAACGAGACGAUGGGCCAGGAGAAAAUGAACGACAUUUCUUUCGAUAACAUAAAUCGCAGAUACAGUUGCAACAGGUCCAUUAACGACACGGAGCCGAGGAGAGACAGCCAAAUAUCGUUUCUGUACUACGACAGAAGAAACAGCUUCAUGUUGAAUAGCCUGCCUAGGAGGGAAAGCAGUGCCUCGCUGCCGGUGCUCAACAGGGUCGACUCGAAUUUAAAUGGGGAAGCUGGCAGGCACAGCAGCGGUGGGGGAAUAGACCGAGGUAACUAUGGCGGUGGAGAUGACCGCCGAGUCGAGGAAGAGGCUCGGAGCCGGCCGUCCAUCAACUCCAGCAGGAGCGUACGAAACAGUGCAAUGUCCAGUGUAAUUCAGAGAGGAAGAAACCACCACGCGGACGACGCCAUGUCCAGCUACAACAACACACCAAUGGAGGAAUACACCAACCUGUACGAUGCAAACGAUUUUAAAAAUAUAAAAAAAUUAAAUAAAAAAAUUGAUUACUAUGAUUUCACAUUUGACAAGGCCAAGUGCAUUAAAUACAAUAAUUUCGUGAAUGGCAAAAUGAGAAACGCGUUCAAGUUGCAAUGUUCUCUAUGCCAAACGAUUUUGUACAAAAAAUAUGACGACAUGCAGAAGAAGAAAAACACCAUCCUGGUAAACAUUAUAAACCAUGAGAAUUAUUUGUUUAAAUUUUUGAAUAAGAAUUAUAAAUAUUGUGGGAUGUACUUUCUUGCGGGAUUAAUAUACGGGUUAGGAUUAUUACAAUUUUUUAAGAGUUUAAAAAUUUCUCUAUUUUUACAGUACAUUUUGAAGUACAAAAAUAGGUGCCUCUACAUUUGUUCCAUUUUGGGCAUAUCUCUGUCGCUGAUAUCUUCGAAGAAUCGCGAGUUGACGUCCAUAUGUAUUAGUACUCUGUUCAAGGAAUUAUAUGACGGCAAAAGGAAACUGAACUUGGACAGUUUACUUUUUCAAUGUUUUAACGAACAUGGGGACAGGGACGACAACUACAAAUUUGUUUUUUAUAAAAAAAAAAAAAUUAACAAGACAGACAAGGUGGGUACAAAAAUUGAGCACCUGAAAAAAGAGGGAUGUGUGAAAAGGACAACAGAGUCUAGACACGCGUGCGCAGGGGACGACUCACACUAUUUUAAUCUUCUCUAUGCACAUGACAACGAAUUAUCCGAUGAAGACACUUCAACCGUUCCGAUGACCAGUGACGAUGCGUCGUCCCUUUCGUGCAAUACCCUUGAUAGAAAUAUAGGCAGUGGGAUAGGGAACCCCCUGGGUGGAUCCACCAGCUAUCAGCAUCACCGCGAGGAGAACGCGGAGGAGGGCAUUUACAACGUCACAGGAGGAAGCACCGAUGUGAAUUACUACCCUAAUGGGGAUUCCAAUGCAGACCCGGGGAUGCUAAUUCGGGCGGACACUCCGCAGAACGGGGACGCGGGGGUUAAGGAUGACGAUCACGAGGGGAAUGCAAAAGAGGACUAUGAUUGGGGUGGCAAGGAGGAUUACGAUGCGGAUCCAAAACAGGACUACUCCGAUAAGCCAUACAAACUGAACCACGACGAGGCGUAUCCCCUGCAUUACGACCUUACGGGUGGACAGUUCGAGAGAAUGGAACACCUCAAUGAGGGAGUUGACCCCGCGGAGGAGGGUACACCGCAUUACACGUAUGGCCUGGGGAAAGGUGCCGACAUGGAUCCAUUCAGUGAUAAGUUCAUCGAGGAGUGGGAGGAACGAAAUGAAUAUAUGCGCCAGUACAUACGUGACCGAGCCGGUAAAGAGGACGACAUAGAGGAGGAGCAGGAGGAUCCAAACGAUGACGAGGAACUAAGCAUACAAGACGGCAUACGAGGCUGCAUAAGGGACGACAAAAAUGACGGUCCAGAUAAUUGCAGUUUUGGGGAUCUUCUCGAUGGUGACCCGGAAAACCGAUCAGAUAACAUAGACGAAGUGUACUCCCUUAUGAACUCCCCCAUGUGCAAUUCCAUUUUCUCCGAAAAUUCUCAAGAGAAAAAGAAAACCAAAAUGGAAGACCACAAAUGGCAGAGAAUGAAAAGAAGAAGUAGAAAGAAAAAAAAAUCUUUAGACAACCUAGUCCUCAGUACGAACUUCCUUUGUCUAGGGUACCUUCACAUGAAUAGCAACAACAAAUGUUUGACAAGAUACAUUUUUAAGCUAUUACAGAAGAGCAAUCUGAGCAAGUUAAAUUUAUUGUGCAUUUUCUGGUCCAUAGGAAGUAUCAAUUUUAAAAAAGGGAGCCUUUUCCAAACCAUAAUCAUUUCUUUAAUAUAUUUUAUAAACGCAAAUGUACCGUAUAAAAUGCACAAAAAUGAUUUCAUAAAAACAUUUUCCAUGAAAAGUUUACAUGCAGAUGAUAUGUCCUACGACAUAAUGCACAUUAUCAUCUCAUCCGCCCUAGCAGCUUCAUUAUCCUUUUUCAAAAGCAACAAUAUUCACGCCUUUAAUAUGAUUUUUAUGCCCUCCAUAAUGGACCACAUAUACUAUUUUAAUCAGUACGAAAUUAUGGUAAAAUCUUUUGCGCGGAAUAUGAUCAUCUUCGACUUUGUGGAUUUAUCUCAUGAAUACAUCCUGUCCAACCUUCCUCCUUUCUUGAGGAUUCUUCCUAACGAUUGGAGUAGAAAGAGGAAGUAUAGGCUACCCUAUAUGUACUUGAUUAACAAAAAUGGAAGAUUCAAGGAUAAAGAAUUGGAGAGAAAAUUCAUCGUCCUAAAUGGGCACCUAAAUUUUGGCCACGAUUUUGUGCGUAACGAGAUGAACAGGAUGUACGAGGGUGGUCGCUAUUUUCGUCUAACCAAGAAGAGCUUUGUACAUUGCUACAUGGAUAAGCUAUCCCCGGGGGGCGCUCCCCUGAGGUAUUAUUUCCACGGCGGGGGUAGCGGAGAUAGCGGCGUAGACGAAGGAACCGACGCCAGAAGCAAUGACCGCGCCGACCGCCCAAGUGCAUAUAGCACAGAUACAAGUAGCGACCAACAUAUCGACGUAGAGAAGCGCAAUCACGAACACAAUUUGCUAAAAGAUUACACCUUCGUAUACAACUGCGAAAUGCUCAGGUACUACAUCAUCAUGGGGGUGCUACAAGUCCUGAGCUUAAAAUACCUUUCGACGCACCACGAGCAUUUCAAGAAAAUAUGCUUCGAAUAUAUCUCCUACUUUGAAAAUAUUAAUAAAGGAAUUUAUGCCAAAAAGAAGUUGGAGAAACUGUACAAAAAGGUAAACUAUUUGGUCCAAAAGAUUAAGGAUAAGAUUACGAGGGAGAAUCUUGUGCAGGAUCUCCUUCCAGGUGUACAACAAGUUGUGCGCGAGACGAGCGGGAACAAGUCUCAGGGAAGUGUUCCCACAGCUGGGAUGAUACCUCAGAUGGCAGGGGGAAGUUUAAGCGACAGAGAAACCGCAGUUAGGGUUAGCGACUCGAUAAAUGGGCAGCUAUCUAGCGAUGGUGGCGAAGAUGAUGAUGAUCACGAUGGUCAUCACGGUGGUCAUCACGAUGAGGAUGGCCCCUAUACGGACCCUCGCCAUAGCUGCGGAGAAGACCAGCGGGCAGACCUGAACGACCAAAUCAACAACCGUCUGCAUGACCUCAUUGCGGAUCUGGAGUAUGACAAGUGCUCCAGCGAUUCUGAGGACGCAAAAACGAAGAUCAGUUCAUCGCAACCCCCAAAAAGGAACGAAACGGAUGGAGGAAGGCAGAAAGAAGUGAAGAAAAGACAAAGCGCAGACUCGCUUAACAUCAUGGGGGCCACGUCCAUCAGCAAAAAAAACUCAGUGUACUCUCAAAUAUACAAAUUAAUUUUAAAGUAUGUUAAAAAGAUAAAGAAAAUUAAAAAGUACCUAAACAAUUGGUACUCUCCUGUGGAGGACGAAAAUUACAUAACCAGUCGAUUGUUAGGACAGAAGUAUCAAAAUGAGGAGAACCAUUUGUACAAAAUAAAGGAGGAAGAUGUGAACGAUAUAGUGAAUUUGAUUUAUCAGUGCCUUUCCCUGGUGUUUGUCGGAAGUUGCGACAAAACAUUGAAUAAGAAAAUAAAAAACAAAAUAAACAACCUGGUGAACAUCAGAGAUAAGAACACGAAUAAUUUGUACUACUACUACUUAGGGUAUAUAAAUCUAGGGUGUGGAAAAUAUGUGUUAAAAAGGCACACAGAUCUUUCCACCUGUACACUAACCUUAAUUUUGUUUAGCUUCUUUCACAUCUAUGAUUUGUCCUCCCAUUUUAUUAUUCAUCUGAUUGAAUUUAUGUACGUUCUCCUAAUUGACAAACGCUUUUUAAAAAUUUACGAUGUGACAUCAAACCAAUUUGUUAGCCUCCCCAUCCAGUUAAUUUACACGGAGAAGGUGAGCACCUACCAUUUGAAGACAAAUCGGGACAGUCACAAACAGGUGAGCAAUAAAAUCCAAAGAAACGUCCUUAACAGAAACUUCCAUUUGCACAAAACGAAUUACACAAGUCUUAACAGAAAGGUGAUCCUCUCACCCAGUGCUAUCCCACAUUUGGACAUCGUAAACAUUUCCAUAGUGAAUAAUGAAUACUACCACUUGAGCUUUUCCUGCUUCGAUGCGAAGAGGACGAAAAGAUGCUUCUCGCCAGGCACCGUCGGGAGGGACCCCCAAACAGAUGCACAAAUAUGCCAAGUGAAGAGUCGAACGUGCAUUACACCUGGACACUCCUGCGACAAGAACAAUAUUGUGAGAAAAAUAAUCAAGCGGGGAAUCCUCUUCGUUAAGAGGCGAGAAUAUAACAGCGUGUCGCUCGACUAUAAGCACUUGUUCGUGGCGGAAACACUUCGCGGCCUUUGUGAUGGAGGAGAAAAAAUGGGUAUGAAGGUCGUCCCCCCUGAGAAGUUCACCAGGAAUAAUAGCGACACAUGUAGAGGCAGUUCCCAUAGGGACACCACAAUCCUUCGUGGAAGCAAGCAGCCAAAUGGAAAACAUAUCUGUAGUAGUGCGCUCGGGUUGGAGGACCUUCACCCUAUGAGCAAAGAGAACACCCUCGUGAUGAACCAAAAAGGAUCCCUCCUGGAGACGAGUGAAAAGAAGAACAUUAUUAGAAACACCCUGAUGAGGCAUAAAGACAGCCAAAGCAGCAUAGCAAAAUUUUUACUGGAAGUGCUAAAGUACUAUGACAAGAUCCCGUUGGUAUUUUCAGACGACGCAAUGUUGCUAUUUCAGACUAAGGGAAAUUACACACAUAAAAAUAUCAGCGAGCUACUAAUGCUAAAGUAUUACUUGAAAUUCGACGGAGACAAAUCCUCCUGGGAAGAGUACGAGCAGGAUGACCAAUUGGUAGUAGAGGGAAAAUUUGUAAAGCUUUUUGUACUCUUCAAUGAGGAAUUUAGUAGACAAUUUAUCGAAAUUGAAAAGAUUAAUAAACAAAAGGGAAGUAAAAAGGUGCAGUUCCUUCCCCUAAUCUAUGCUGUUAUUGUAAACUACUACGAGAGGAAGUGGUCCGCCCAGUGGGAUAAAAAAAUUUGGUCAAUGCAUUCAGAGGAACGUAAUAAAAUGUUGGACCUCUUUCGUAGCAAUGUGAAUAGCACAGACUUGUCAGGAGACAAUGAAGAGGAUAGUAAAAAUGCCUUAAUCACCACCCCUUCGAUGUCCCCCACUCCCAUCAUCAUAAACAAUAUCUACAACAAGGAGCGCGCACAAAACAACAUAUACACCCUUUACUACAAAAGUAGAGAGAAGAAGGAGAACAUACUGGUCAGCGAUCAGAGUCAAAUAAAUGAGCUGAACCAAUUGCUAGUCGAAUACGCCCUCAAAAAGUUAAACCCCUUUGUGAAAUACCAACUGGUGAAGCAGGUGCAAAACAAUUUUGAUUACUUCCUCUUGGUCCAAAAUUUACACAUCGAUCGAAGCGUCAAUUAUUUAUAUUUCCUGUCAGAUGUGUAUCAUUCCUUUUACCCAUUUUAUCAAUUUUUUUAUAAGUACUGGGAAGACCAUUACUUUGGAACCCUGGCAUCACCAACAAGGGAAGAGAAGAAAUCAAUUUGCGAUUUGGAAUUCUUCGAUUAUGUUGCCAAUCAUGAGAGAGAUACCAAAGUUGUAGUCAUAGGGGGGGCAAUGGGCCAGAAGGGCGAUCUAUCUGCGUAUUCAUUUCCAGAAAAAUCGAGGAGUUCCUACUUUUUGCGCCCCCCCAAAAGGAAUAAAAGGAAGGGGUAUGGUUCGGGGGGAAAGGCCCAAAGGGGAGGCAGUGUUUGCAAAGUAAAGGUUACGUGGAAGGAUGAACUCGAGAAGAGCCUAUCAUGGAAAGAUGAAGCCGGAAAGGGCGUAUCAUGGAAGAACGAAGCGCGGAAGAAUGAGGCUAUAUCCUCGAAUGGAACGUUUGACAAAGUGAAGGAUCUGCUGAGCCUCAAUUUUGACUACCUCAAAAUAAUGCAGGGGAUCUACAAAAGGUCCAGCACAAGAGUGAGCCUGAUGAGUUACCUGCCCUUCUUUGGAACCGACUACCAUUUUGUCUACUUCUUUGAAAAUAAUCUAAAUGUGAUAAAAAGGAUUUUCCAGCAGUAUUACCACAAGGGGUACCCCCACAGAUGCAUCAUUUUUAACAAAACAAAAACUUCCACCAACGAUUCGAGCAACGUAGUAAAUUUACUUACACAAUAUUGUAAUUUCCCCAAUUAUUUCUCCUUUUGGAAUAUCGUUUUAUCUGACAAGGAGGAUAACUUCCUUUUCGUGCCUCAGUGUAGACACCUCUAUGAUCACAAGUAUAAUAGGUACAUUCGCUCCGUUAUUUCAAAAGCGGAACAGGUGUUGACCCACAACAAUAUGUUACAGGGCGAAACGGUGGGGAAGAAGCACAAGCAUACUUAUGCAAAGGUACCAAAUAGAAGGGGCGUUAAGUGCGGCUACUUCAACGCUUCUCGUAGAAAUAUUUUUCCUUCACAUGGUGCAGUCCCCUCCAAUGGUGAAACUCCCCUUCAUCGCAAAAGGAGAUACAUAAAAAUAGCGCUCAAAUGGAUUGACAAACGUAACUUACCAUCAGCUGGAAGAGUCCAUACGAAAGAGAAAUACCACCCCUUUGUGAUCCUCCAGAGAAUAGCACACACGAUUCAGAGGAACGCAACAAAUGAAGUUUGUCCAAUUAAAAGAGCAUUCUUACAAAAUGCCCAUGGAAAAACAUCCCUCAGUGCAUACAACUUUUUCAAACACUGGAUAAGCAGAAGUGAACACUUAUCUAGCAAACUAAUUACGACACAUAAUAUCUCAUUAAAUUCUGCAUGCAUCAAUUCCUUUUUCGCGGAUAUAUUACUUUGUUUUUUUAUUGGGAAUUUAUAA